UUCUCCCUAACCAACACUCGCCACUCGUUAUUCGUUGCAUUCGUGUCUUAGUGUGUGGAAGCGUCUUUUCGUUUAGUGUUAAAUCUCGUAUUCUUUGUCUCGCCCUAAUCAAUCAAUUAAAAAAAUGUCCGAACAAGGAGAUAACGCACCAACUCAAGACGAACAGCAGCCAAAGGAGAAUUCCACCCCCGAAAAGAAGGAAAUUCAAGAAAAUGGUACCGGCGAAUCCGAACCUGUUGCGGAUCCCGAACCGCCGAAAGAAAUGAGGGCGGUCGUCCUCACCGGCUUUGGUGGUUUGAAAUCCGUAAAAAUCUUAAAGAAACCCGAACCAACCCUCGCCGAGGGAGAAGUUUUAAUUCGUGUCAAAGCUUGCGGAUUGAAUUUUCAAGAUCUAAUGGUGCGUCAAGGCGCCAUCGAUUCGCCACCGAAAUGCCCUUUCAUUCUUGGUUUUGAGUGUGCCGGUGAGAUCGAGCUGGUCGGCGAAGGAGUAGAAGGAUUUGCGGUUGGAGAUCACGUUGUCGCUCUUCCCGAAUACAAAGCAUGGGCCGAACUUGUUGCCGUACCGGCGAAGUACGUAUUCAAAUUGCCCGAAGGAAUGAGUCCGCAGGACGCUGCCGCCAUUACCAUGAAUUACAUUGUCGCUUACAUCUUGCUUUUUGAACUUGGCGGUCUUUCGAAGGGAAAGAGCGUAUUGGUGCAUUCGGCAGGCGGCGGUGUGGGCCAAGCCGUAGCACAAUUAGCAAAAACCAUCCCUGACGUUACGGUCUUUGGCAUUUGCUCAAAAAGCAAACACGAAGCACUGAAGGCUUCAAACAGUCCACUCGACCAUCUCCUUGAACGCAACAGCGAUUACAUUGCAGAAAUUCGCAAGGUUCUUCCCGACGGCGUCGACAUCGUUCUGGAUUGUCUUUGUGGAGAAGAAUGUAAUCGCGGAUAUGCUAUCUUGAAACCAAUGGGCAGGUACAUUCUGUAUGGAUCAUCUAACGUUGUAACCGGAGAAACAAAGAGCUUUUUCAGCGCGGCUCGUUCUUGGUGGCAAGUGGACAAGGUGUCUCCAAUCAAAUUGUUCGAUGAGAAUCGCACGCUAUCCGGAUUUAAUCUACGACGGCUAAUGUAUCAACAGGGUGGUACUGAUUUCGUAAAACAAGUCGUUGAUAAAAUAUUCCAUUUGUACAAAGAGGGAAAAAUUAGACCUGUGGUGGAUUCAACUUGGGCUUUGGAAGAUGUGCACGAUGGAAUGCAAAAGAUGCACGACCAUAAGAAUAUCGGAAAGAUUGUGUUAGAUCCCAGUUUAGAACCCAAACCGAAACCUGCUACACCUGCAAAAGGUAAGAGUAAAGAGGAUAAGAAGAAACAACCUUCUGAGGAGAAAAAAGAUUGUGAUGAGAAGAAGGUAGAGAAUGGCAAAGAGGAGGAAAAGAAGGAGGAUAAAAAAGAAGAGCCGCUUACUAACGGCGAAUCUGCUGGAGAUUCAGAUUCAAAAGAAAAGGAAAAUUCAAAUUAAAUUUAUAAUAAGUUGAAACCGUCAUCAUGUUUUGUUGUGUAAAUAUUAAUUUGAAUAAUGUUUCUUCUUCAAUUCCUUUAAAACUAUAUAAAUAAGUAAAUGCAACGAUCUCAACAUUCACAACACCCUACUCUUUAAGUUACUUGGAGGUUCUUUUCCUUUAUCAGUUGUUAAGCAAAUGGUGCAUAUUUUAUUGUAAUUAGUAUUUAGUAUUUUUAUUUGUGAAUAGAUGUCAUUAGUGGCAUCUUUUAUAAUUACAUGUAUAUUGUGAAGAUUCAAAUUGCAUAUCUGUAAAGAUAUAUCUGACCAAAAGUAGCAUUUUAUAUGAUAUAUUUUUUCAUGCUUAGUUAGAUUUUU
Molecule: messenger RNA, 1861 nt
Organism: Photinus pyralis (common eastern firefly)
Lineage: Eukaryota; Metazoa; Arthropoda; Insecta; Coleoptera; Lampyridae
Product: synaptic vesicle membrane protein VAT-1 homolog-like
Exons: 7
Coding region: 125-1504 (459 amino acids)
Molecular function (GO): oxidoreductase activity; zinc ion binding
Source: RefSeq, a predicted model, not a curated record